Melanotaenia boesemani (Boeseman's rainbowfish) is the source of this 2112-nucleotide messenger RNA. Its product is annotated as hyphal wall protein 1. NCBI's taxonomy places the organism in Eukaryota, Metazoa, Chordata, Actinopteri, Atheriniformes, Melanotaeniidae. The record is from RefSeq and is a predicted model, not a curated record. The coding region runs from base 117 to 1148 and encodes 343 amino acids. The transcript is spliced from 11 exons.
UAUAUGACAGCUUCCCUUUUGAGCACAGAGCUUUGAUAUAUACAUAUAUUUAUAAAAAUUAUAUUUGUAUAUAUAUAAAUUAAAAUUUUCCAUCUGCUUUCACCAUCGAACUUACCAUGCCGUCAAUUUCCUCAUUUCUCCUCGGUUUGGUUGUGGCAUCUCUUUUAGCAGGCAAGACAACAGCAGACCAGGCUUUAAACAAUUCACAAAACAAUAACACCUAUGAUGCACCCGGCACCACGAACAUCUCCAAUAUCGUAAAUACUACUGGUAGCAGCAACAUCACCAUCACAUAUGCAACAACUCUGAGCAACGAAAACCAUGCAGCUACAGUGCACUCCCUCACACCUCUCUCCUCUAAACCAACUAUGUCUACCACCAUAGCAAACAACAUCACCCAGAAUGUUUCUAAGGUUGCGUUGUCCACUGUGCCCUCCCGCACACCUCCUCCUGAAACAACAAAACCUAUCACUACAACAAACAUCCCCAAGAGUACCAAUUCUCCAUCAAAGGGAGGUGACAGCACAGGCAUCGUCAUCCUGAUCUUGAUCAUCAUUGCAGCUGUUGUAUUUCUAGUUGCUUGUUGUGUUGCACGAAAGAGAGGAAGGCGCUCCAUUGAUCUCACUUCCAGACCAGAUGAAGCCACCAUCCCGCUCAGUACUAUAGACCCUGAACAACCUAUUGAUGCUGCACCUCAAAACGGUCUGCAAACCUUUGAAAGCCCAGAAAAUACUGCAAAAGAGCAACAAGAAUCAGAAGAGGAACCCAAACCUGAAACACAAGAAGAACAAGAAGUGCAGAAAGCUGAGACUGAUAAACCUGCUGCUGAUAUCAGCACUGAGCCUGCAGCUCCAGCUCCAGACAGCUCAGAGGACAAACCCAAAGUGGAUGUCACAGAGCAGAGUCCUCCUGCAGCGGCAGAACCACAGAGUCUACCAGCAACUGUUGAGCCGCAGAGUCCUCCUGCACCAGCUGACCCCAGUGCAGAAGAGAAAACUGAUGAUGAAGGUGUUGUCUCCAACAAGACUUCUGUGGAGUCACUGAAGGAGACAAACGGGAACAACAGCAACAAUGUAGACAUUGGUCAGAGGAGAGACAUGAAGACGAGCAUUACAGCCUGGGAACGUACUCAUGAUUGUCCAGUAUGAGAAACUGCUGUCACCUUGUAACUGUGUUAUUCCUUGGAAACUAGACUGCAGAAGAAACCUAAGUGAUCACUGAGGAUUAGGACACUUCUGUUCACACUCUGGAUAAUCUGCUUGUAAAACAGCGUCUUUUUGAAAAUUAACUAUAUGACAUAUGCAGCUUUUUAUGGAUUGUUUUUCUAACUCUAUUCUUUUAUGAAAAGGUAUAGCAGCCUUUGUUAUGAUUUAAUUAAAAGUCAUAACAAAUAAUAAAUCUGCAAUUACAUACAUCAAUAAUUUACUGAAUUUAUAAUCUCACUGUAAGAAGAGAUAUCUUAUGCUCAUUUUCACAUCUUUGUUUUUACUGCAGUUUGGUGUAAUUCAAAUUUCAGAAAUAAGUUUUUAACUUAAUCACAAAGACAAUCAGAAUGCUAAACCUGAAGCAUCACAAUGCCUACAUCCAUAUUUUUUCAUACAGUCUGUAGCAGAUGAUAAGAAAUCUGUGGUGAACUGAAGUGAAUCUCUGGUAAUAUUAGGCCUGUGCUUUAGGCUCAGAGAGAUUACUUUAGCAUACAUUUAACUUAUUAUUUGAAACGGUUAAAAAGAAAUUCUAACUUUGUAAAAUAUAACCAAAACAGCAUAAUGGGUCCCUUUUACUAAUGCUGAUAUAGUUUUGUAAUAACUUGUAUAUUCUGUCUUUUUUAUUAUUACAAUCUUUUCAACAGCUCCUUACCCAAAGACUGUAUUUGCUUCAAAAUAUGUUUGGGAAGCAUUUCUAAUCAUGAGCAACAUUAGCAUAAAUAGAAAAAGUAACUCAUAAUUAGGACAAUAUAGAGUUAUUAGACUUGAUGUUAAACUUGCAACAGGUAAAUUAUGUACAUUUUGGUUUGUUUAUACUCUUUUUAAUGCUCUUUCUAUUCAGUAGUUUUUUUCAUGUUUCUGUUAUACAGAUUGCUGUGAUGUAUCAAGGAAUGCAUUUCAAUAAAUA